AUGUCGAUGACAAGGAGCACUGUUCAGGAACUUUGCGACUUUGUUCAGCGUUAGUUUCAAUGCCCAAAACUCUUUGACAUUCUUUCUUCUUCUAGAAAAUCCUGCGACAGUUCUUGGCAACAAGUUUUUCGACUCACGGCUUGUCCUGCACGUGGAAGCCUCGGCCAAAUCCGACAAGUUCGAGUCUCGUAUUUUGGUUCUGUCCAAGUUUCGGGUCUUUUUUCUGUCCGGGAAAGCUCCCGGAUCUCUGAAAGUCGAAAAAAGCUUCCAUUUAUUGUCGAUAAAGGCUCUACAAGUUGUUAAAGAAGAUGAGGUUGGGCUCUUUUUUCGGGAGGAUUUUCAGACCUGCCUGUUUCAGCUGUCAAUAACGUUUGAGGAGAACUUGCACAGAAAGAAAAUUGUCGUGAAAUCGUCGACUCAGACGGGCCUUUUUCUUUCUAAGCAAAUUUUAUCCGCCUUGAAGCACUAUUUCCCUGAUAUUGGUCAGUUUUUUCGCGAAAAGUUGAAAACUUCAUAGAUAUUUGCAGGAAGUCAACUAGCCACGACAUUCGAGAUAGCUCCAACUUCGCUUUUGGGUGAUUUCGAAACUUUGCCGAUUGACGUGGCCCCAAGGCCUUGUCAUUCUUUCCGCAGGACUUAUGCGGCCUUGUGUGAUUUUUAUGAACAGCCCUACCGCGAGGAAGUUUCUUGGGUUCGUUUCGGACUUGAAUUUUGGUAUGAGAAAAUGUUUCAGGACGUCGAAAAGAUCUACACGAUCAACAAGCUUCGGGACUUGAGGAUCGACGAUUUUUCUCAUCUUUUGCCGAGGUUUUGAUGAAAUUUCGGAGCAGUUUAUUUUCUUCAAUAAUCCUUUUUUUCGAUAAAAAAAUUCCAAAAAAAUUUUCGCUUUUUUUCAAUGAUUUUUUUCCAGAGAUUUACUACCAAUUGUCGGAGUUUUACAAUAUUCGGCCUACUUUUCCGGUUUAAUCGCUGACGGCGUCCGUAUUCCGCCGGAAGUGAUCGAUGUCAUUUUGUCAGUCGUCCGCAAGUCAAACCACUUGCAACGGGUUCAGUUGCGGAAUUGUGCUCUUCCCAAGUGACUUUUCAGACUUUUUCUCGUGACUCUUUUCAUUUUCAGAGAUUUCGUCAUGUUAUUCGCAUCAGCUCUUCAGAACAGCUCUACGAUUUGCUUGGAGUCUUUGGAUUUGUCGAAGAAUGUUCUUGACGACAAGAAAGGUAAGUAAAUGUGGUUUUCUAAUCUUUUAUCAUCCAAUUUUUUUUCAGAAGAAGUUUUUCAAAAAAAAAGUUUCCGAGAGUAGAUAAAUUUCUGGAGAAUUUUUUUUUUCAAGUUUUAUGAAUAUUGUAUUUUUUCGCGCCACCUUGACAAACUUUCGCCACACUGGGAAAUGGCUGAAAAACGGUUGCUCAUAAGCGCGUCCGACUUAAUACGACUUGCGCGCGUUCGCAUCGGAAGUUUUUUUAGGAAGCUUCUGGGUGUCAAGUAGACUUUCAACCGAUGUUGUUCCCAAACUCGUCUCGAAAUCUCACGAGACCAAAUCCUUUUUUCGAGACGAAAAUGUCGAUUUCUAGCCUAGAAAUCGAAUUGAGUAUUUUGCAAAUUGAGUAUUUUGUUGUUAUUAGGGGUUAUCUCAAAAUUAUUAAUGAUUUAGAGCCGAAAAAUUGGAAACUUCAAAAAAUCACUUUUGAGAGGUCGGAGAAAUCAUUUUUUUCUCAAAAACUCAUCCAAACGGCCUGAAAUUCGUAGAUUCUGAUUUAUGAUUGUUUUUUUAACAUCGAAAUCGGAUCGAUUUUUCGCAAAUCAGGGAUAGGCCGGGGGCCGCAAGCCACCAAUUGAUAUUUAUUCUCACAAGCGCAAAAUCUUGUAAUUGGACUGAAAAAGCUUCCAAAAGGUUGCAAAUUAAGUAAUUCGUCGUUAUUAGGUGUUAUCUCAAGAUGAGUAAUGAUUUUGAGCCGUAAAAAAAGCGAAAAUAAAAAGUUGAUUUUUUUCUAAUGGCCGGAAAAUGACUAAUUUUCAAACCCUUCCGAUUGGCCUGAAAUUUUGUGAGAACAUGUAAUAUGUGUAAUAUUCACUUUUAAAAAAGAAAUUGAAUCGAUACCUAUCAUUUUGAAGUUUUUAGGACAUGAUUUAUACGAUUCGCCUCAGUAUUUUCGACCGUUUGGCGCUAGUAUAAGAUUUUGUCAAUAAUUUCACCACUCAAUAAACUUCAAAAGGCUUAAUGAAUAAAAUAAACCGAUUUCCUGUAACUUAUCGACCCUUCUUAAAGGAUCGGGGGGCCCGCAUGUGCUAAAUGGGCUGCUAGCCCACGUAUGUUUCUAGGUCAAAAUUGCGAUAUUUUUAUUUUAAAGUUUCCGAUAUUUUUCAAAAUUCGAGACAACAUCUCGUUCUCGAAAAGUUUUUGAAACAUCUGUCUCGACUCCAAAAAAGCGCACCUCGAACGAUUUUUUUUUGAAAUAAGAAUAUCUGAACUAAAAAAGGUCGAAGAAGAGCUUUUUCUUGGAGUUAACUCCAGGUGUCUUUUUCAAGUUAGGUCCACUAUGUUUUUUUCGCACUUUCAUCGAAAGUUUUCCAGGUUUCGGAGCCUUAUCCCUCGUACUUCCCCGUAUGCCAACUCUCCGUCAUUUGAACGUUUCCGAGUGCCAAUUAUCGGAAAAAUGCGUUCAACUACUUUGUGCCGGUCUUUAUAAGUGAGAAAAAGGAGUUACAGAUCAAAAAUAAUAAUAGUUUUGCAGUGGGGUGACGGCUUGCAAGGGCGGAAACAUGCAAUUGUCGGAUUUGGUUCUUUCUUCGAAUGUUAUUAGGGAGGACGUGAGUAUUUUCGAAUUUGGGUGGAGUUUUCUCCAUAGAACGAUAUUUCCAUUCUCCAUUUAAAAAAAAAUUGAUUUCCAUUUUUUGGAACUUUUCUUGAAAAAAAUUUAUUUUUUUGCCAUUCAUAGGCAAAAUCGGAAAGGGUGGAAAAAAAGGCUCCAAAAAAAAAGAAAAAAAAUUGAAGGCUCGAUAAAGGGACACUUUUUGCUGUCUUCUUUGAAUCUCUGCCUUUUAGAGACGGUUAUCCACCAUUCCGACUUUGUCCGAGUUAUUUGGUUGAUAAAAUUAACAAUCAAAAAUGGAAAUACCUACUUUUCCAGGUGUCAUCCCUCAUUAACUUGAUAUCCCUGUGCACUUCUCUGAGAGUCCUUGAUUUGACGGACACGGGAUUUCCUUUGGAAAAAAUCUGGCCUGCAUUAAAGUAUGGAGGCUUACAAAUCGAGAAGCUGCUGUUGGGCGGCUGUUUUGUCGCCAAAAAAGCAAUCGAGAAUCUUCAGGUUUUCUAUUCAAAUAAUUUUGAAAGUCAACCAAUUAAUUUCAGGCGGUCAAGGAGUACUUCUCGAUGGCUGUGAAUUUAUCGCAGAUCAAUUUUAAUAAUACGACACUUCCCUCCGAAUUUUUGAAAAACAUGCUCCUGGGCCUGGCUUCCAACAGACAGGUCUUUUCUUUUUUUUUAUGAAAGGUCGUAACAAAAUAAUUACUUUAACAAUUGAUAUCAAUUAGCGCGUUAAAGCAACAUAUGACCAUUAUAGCUUCUUUUUAACUGUUUAAUGUCAUCUAGUUUUUAUCCCAAUUAUUCAUGUCUUGCCAUGUAAAGAUUGUUAUUAAUGAAUAAAAUUCCAGUUGAAACCGUUCCGAUUGGAUUUGGACAACGUUUCCGACAAGGGAUCGCCUCAGAUUUUGGAGGCCUGUCUGGGAAGUAUCCAGUGUGAAAGCCUCAGUUUACGGGAUAACAAUCUGGAGGCCGAUCUUCAGGUUUUUUUUUCAAUCUGGAAACUUUGCCCUUUUUGAAAGAGCUUUAUAAAAGGUUCUGUAUAGAACAGAAAAAGCCAUUUUGACUUCUGAAGAGCAAAUUUGAGCCUUUAACUGUUUUCGAAUAAACUACAUUGAAUGCAUUCACCACUUUUUUGCGUUCCGGGAUAAGUUGACCUUUUUUUCAGGGAAUACUGCAAAGUUUGUUGACAGUUCCGUGCCUCCGACGGCUGGACAUUGGCGGCGCCAACUUUUCCAGCCUUAAGCGCUCCGGCAAACAAUCCAAUUCGAGCACCAUCAACAAAAUCCUGCUCGACGUCGUCAAACUGUACAGCGACGAAUCGGUUAGACCUCUGAAAGACGACAAAAAAGAAAAAGAAUGUUUGUUCCAGUCCUUGGAGGAAUUAAUCGUUUCGGAAUGCCGGUUGGGAGCCUUUCUGAGCGUGUUGAUGAACACUUUGGGAGCGACGACAUCCCUUAAAAUCCUGGAUGUUUCGUCCAAUGAAAUGGGCAAUUUCGGAGCCCGAAUCUUGUCCAAGGUUCGUUUUUUGAUGAGAGUUUCGGAGAUGACUUUUUUUUGCGAAAACUUUGCUAAUAGUGGGAAAUUCCUCAUUAAUAAUUUUCUCGACUUGGCUCCUUCCAAACUUUUUUUUGAAAAGGGAAAACAAUGGAAAAAAGCGGAACUUUACGCUUCAAAAUUGUUCAAAGCUCCUUCAAAAAGGAGUUUUCCGCAUAGUAUAAAGUAAAAUUCUUGGUUCAAUGCGGUGAUUGAAAUGAAACAACAUAAUUUGGAAGAAUAUAAUUUUUUUUUUAAAUUUUAAUUGAAGAUUUCAUUUCUUAAUAGAAUUUAUGAAUUUUUUAUUCUUUAGCCUUUUCUCGUACUUUCUAGUUUUUUUCGCUACCUAUUAUGAAAGUUCUAUGAAGCGUAACAAAACUAGCUGCAAUGAAUUUUAUCAAUUUUUUAAAAAUUCGUUUUUCAUUUUUUUUUUUUCAGUAUUCUUUUCUUCAAUUUUUUUUUAAUUUACGAAAGAGUAUUGUCUUAAAAUUUAGGUAUGGAAGUGUACAGUUAAAAUUUUUACAACAGAUUUUUUUAUUUUCGAAGUGGAGUGGAACAGGUUUUUAAAAAAAAAAACGUCGUUUUUUUCGAGUUUGAUGAAAUUUUAAUUUUUUAAGCGUAUUUAGCUGGAGUUGAGAUUGAAGCAAGAGUCGUUCCAUCUAUUCCACAUGAGUAAAACGGAAAAGUUCCUUUGAGGAACCUUAGAAGGAACUGUAAAGCUUCCGAUAAAUGCUCUAAGAUUAUCGGGAAAAUUCUUUUGACAUGUGAGUUCCUUUUUCAUAGCCUUCGAGAAUCUUUUUUGAUUUCGUGAAACCUUUUAUUUCAAAGAUAAUUCAGGCUCUCCAAGUGAACGUUUCUCUGCGAACCAUUCUCAUCGACAAUAACCACAUCGGCGCCGACGGCUUCGUCGACAUUGCCAAUGCGAUGAGAAUGUUCGUCUCCUCACAAAAAUCUUCUAAUUAAUUAGGGAAUUCUCAGGAACUAUACUCUAACAAACAUUCCCUACCCGGUUCACGACUCCUUCGAAUGUAUGCAACGGGCGGAACGGCCCAGAGCCAUUUCCGCCUUGUCCCAGAUCCAACAGCUCCUUUUCCGCAACAGAACUUCGGCGUCCUUCGAAGAGGCCAAUUGCAAGAGGAUCCAUGCCGCUGGACUUCAGCAGGUUGAUUUUUAGAACAUUUUUUCGCGCAAAAUCUAUCGCUUGGUUUCUACUGUUUUUCAUGACCCGUUCGUUGUGUUUCAGGUGUAAACUAUUAGGUUUUCUGGAACUAAUGUGGACCUUCUGACCUGUACUUUUUUUUAACAAUAAUAAAAUCUGAGAUGAAAUCAUCCGUUUCACCUGUUGUGUAAGGGUUUGGAGCGCUAGGACAUCAUUUCGUUUCGUUUCAAACUUGGAAAAGGGUCUUUAUCGAUUAUUUGACGUUUUUUUGGUCUUCGAAGCUUUCAUCGCCACUGAGAAAGCGCUGAAGUCAUUGUCGACCCUGAGUAGCCAAAUACUUCGACAAAAGAACAACAAAAUUCAGCGGCCGAUCGGUUAGAUAGUACAUAUUUUUCUGAUGGUCUUGUCGAUAUACUUUUUUCUUGCUGAAAAAAAUCAAGAAUAAUAUAGUAAAAUGGCACUUCGAACGAUGUACAAGAACACCCUUUUCAUGAUUUUCAACAAAACGUUUUCGAAAAUAUUUUGCUGAAGCCAAAAAAUACAUUAGUGUUUUGAGCUAGCCUUGUGUCGGCUAUACAACAGAACCACGAUAAAAUCCAAGAAAAAACGCCCGGGAAAAAGAUCGAAAUAACGCGACAUUUCUCUGCGCGGAGAAUCUAUGUCCGACUUUCUGUCAAGAUCCUGAAAGACUCGAGUUUCAGCUUCUCGAAAAAGCCAGCGAAGAAUCGUUCCGGACGGUGAACGGCUCGGUCUUCUCGUUCAGUAACGAACCGUUCCCCAGUCGCCUCAAUGAGAUUGUCGAGGACUUUGUUGAGCAGGUAAUCGUUUUUGGUGAAACUGGGGUUUCGUGAUUGCUUAUCACUGAGUUGAAAAAUAAUAAAUUUUUUUCCCCUUUUUUAGAACGAAUGAGAAACUUUAUAAAUAUUUCAUUUUUCUUUUUUUCAUUUGAUUUGAAAAUAGUUUGAACUAAAGAAAUAAGAAAAAGUUUUUUUAUGAUUUAUGUAAGCUUUGGGGUUUUCUUAUUUCAGAAAAAAAUUCUAUUUCGAGUUAUGACUCUUUUUAAAAAGCUUCAAAAACGACCUGUCUUUAUUAAUAGGUAAAAUAAUCUAGAAAACUUCGGUAUUUUUACGACCAAAAAAGGUUUAGUUCCGACGAGAGGCUUCUCUAUGCAUCAAUGAAUCAUUACCACGUGCCACGUCUCCCAGUGUCAAUUUCGAUUCCAAAAGAGCCGAGCAAUUCGCCGGCUCGAGGCUCAAUGAGCUCUGGGUCGAAGACGCCAAACACGUUUUUAGGUACCUUUGAAACGAAACAUUUUAAAAAUCGUUCUAAAAUUUUCAGCGAUUGGCGCUGGCGAGAGUUUUGCGACCGCUCCGAAUUCUUGCUCAAAUCGAACUUGGAAACAAGCAGCGUCGACAGAAGCUCACUGGGCAACGCUUCGCCCGCCUUUCCGGCCAAAAGGUACAGUUCAGUCGCGUGAAAGGGGCGGAGCCGAUUAAUUACAAGAUUUUUUGAUUUUUUUUUGUUUCAGAUUAUAUACGGAGUACUCGGAAAAAGUUUUUGCCUUGUCUUAUAACGAAAUCUUGGCACAAUGAUUCAAUUUUUAUUCUGUCUAAGAGUUCCACACAACAUAAUUUGAAAAAAAAGACAAGGUCAAUACCAAAAGGAGUAGUUAAUGAAGUUUUAAAGCAAAAUAUUUCAGUUUAUCGGGCUCUUCCGAAGAUCCGAAGUUCAAAAAGAAAGAUCAAACCAAAAUGUUUCAUUUCUCACACACAAAAGCUGUAUUGAAGAAAUAAAUGAAAGAAAUCUAGAUGGCAAAACAAUGAAAUUGCAGAUCAGAGGCUUCUUACCGUCCACGGAGCAUAAUCGGAGAGAUUGCGGAGAACGGCGAGGUCGGCGUCAGUUUAGAUGCGCCGCCGAAGCCGUCCCCUCUGCAACAUCUUCAGAAGUCGCGGCCGCGACGUCGUGGACAGGGUUAGAGUUUGUGUCUUGAAAGAGGGCAGAGUUGAGUAUCAAUGAAAGAUCUUCUAAAACUUGCCUCAAUUUUAAAAAGAAAACCUUUGAAAUCAUACUUUUGAUUACGAAUUUGUCAGCCGAAGCUGUACUUUUGAGGUUAAAGAAGUUGAAUAUGAGAAAAAAAUUAAAGUUCAGUUGCCACCAUGAUUUCUGUAUAAACUUGACUAUAUCAACAGGAAGCUCGCCGUUGAAGCAAGUGAUUGUGGAAGACGUGAUGCUGACGAGCCGAAGCACUGAAGCCGAGGGCGACGACGAAGUUUCCACCAAAAGCACGACGGAAAGCGAAGACGGAGCCGAUGGAGACAAGCCCGCCAAGGUAGGAUAUCGGCCAUUUAGCGCUGUUUCUUGAAUAUCGAAAAAACGUUUUGAGGUUACGACUAUUUCAGUUUCAGAAUGAGCACAUAACCCGUAUCGCUAUGAUUCCGGAUCCAUCCCUACUCGCCCAGGUUCAGCUGAAGUCUCCAACUGACCGAGCUGCCGCGAACUUGUCGCCCGAUUCUCCGCCGCCUCUUCCGCAGAGAAACAGGUUCGUUUCACAAUAAAAAUGACGAUCUUACAAGGUAAACGCAAAAAGUGUGAAAACAGAUCAGUUGAGAUUGAACGUACAAAUCUUAUCUAUUUUAUUCGCCACUAUCUGAUUUCUUUGCGCCAUCCUGAUUUUACCUGUUAUUUUUCUAUCGCUUUUAGACCUCGUCGAUGAGAGAAAAGAGAAUGCAGACAGGACAGAAAGUUCUCAAUAGUUGCAGAACGAAAACAUCGUAGUUUAUUUAAUGCGUAUAUUUCAUUGAAUUUAGCGCCAAAAUAUUAUAUGAACUCCAAAUAUUCAGUUGAGUUCAAACUGUUGUUUUUAUCUUUCAAAAAAAUUAUAUAAUAUUUUUUUACUUUAAAGUUUAAAAAUUUCCAAAUAAGCCGCAACUGGAUUCUGCUAUUUUUAAUCGGUAUCUUUUCUGAAGCAAGCAUUCAACAGAAAUGCUUUUCCAUGUAAAUUUUGUGCACAUAACCGCUGUCAAAGCAGCUUUGAAACUGAAGCUUUGAAUCAAAAGAGGUUCUGCAGACCCCCUCCCGGCGCACAACCGCCGUCCCUGCCGCCCAAACCGGAGCCACGCGCCCGGACGACGAUUCCGGCCGCCGAAGACGACGAAAACGCCAACAGCCGUCGUUCCGUCGCCGAUAUGACGCGUAUUUUUCAGCAAAAAUCAAUUAAAAAAAAUUAUUUAAUAUAUUUUUAUUUCAUGUAUUCAUGGUUUAAGUUUCAAUAUUGUAAUUACACACUUUAAGUUACAUACUGGUGAUAUUCGUCAGCAUUUAUUUAGUUUUAUUCUUAUUAUUUUCUAAUCAAUUUGCUGUCCGCGGGGAUCACACAUGUCUAAUCACUUCGUUCUAUCAUCUUUUUUUUUCAAAUUGCUAGUGAUACAACUGCCUAUCAUUUGUUGGAACUUCGAUUCACUUUUUCAGCUAUUAUCCAUUACGUGUGUGUUUGUGUUAUCAGAAUAUCUAUUUCCGAAAAUGAGAAAAUAAUAAAAUAUUUAUGCUUUACAGGUAAAAUCAAAAGGCGAAAAGCAAUGUUGCGGGGUUUUUGGCACGGGUAGUUUUAGCUUCUCUAAAAAUGUCUUUUUAGCACUUUUUAUGCGGGAAAAUCGUUCAACCCCGACUCUCACCCUCAAUCGUGAUCGAGAUGAAUAA
Messenger RNA from Caenorhabditis auriculariae, 9189 nucleotides. The record is from the annotation of a GenBank genome assembly. NCBI's taxonomy places the organism in Eukaryota, Metazoa, Nematoda, Chromadorea, Rhabditida, Rhabditidae.